Molecule: messenger RNA, 3834 nt
Organism: Cotesia glomerata
Lineage: Eukaryota; Metazoa; Arthropoda; Insecta; Hymenoptera; Braconidae
Product: protein nervous wreck
Exons: 19
Coding region: 156-3257 (1033 amino acids)
Biological process (GO): regulation of actin filament polymerization; neuromuscular synaptic transmission
Cellular component (GO): neuromuscular junction; recycling endosome
Molecular function (GO): protein binding
Source: RefSeq, a predicted model, not a curated record
GGAUAUGAAAACGCAGGCGCCAGGACGAUCAAUAAACAGUAAAAGUUGAGGGCAAGAGGCCAGUAGCAUACAGAUUUGCAGUGGGAUAACAUCAUCAUCCGAAUUCAAGUGUAUUGUACAGUUUUGAGUGGUGAGGCUCAGGCGGCUGGUCGAUCAUGCAACCGCCACCGAGGAAGGGCAAUUAUGCGAAGUUUUUGAAAAAUGUACACAGUGAACAGGCUGCUAAACUAGCGGCUAAAAAUCAACAUGAGUGUGAUCUUCUUGAAGAUAUAAGAAACUUCACAUUGAAAAAAUCGGCUAUAGAAAAAUCAUAUUCUGAAGCAUUACUUAAAAUAUCUUCAGCGUAUUUGAAUAAGAAGAUUCCAAAUAUUCCAGAUUUAAAAAUAGAUAAUGCUGAUGAAAAAUGGAACAUGUGGAAUGUUUGGCGGACCGUACUAGAAGAAAAUGAAAAAUUAGCGCGAGCGCGGUUGGCUGCUGUUGAAGUAUUUCAACAGCAAAUAGCAGAUGAUGCAAAAGUUUUACGUAUGCAUAAAAUGCAAAUAUCAAAAAAGGCAGUAGACCAACUACUGAUAGUACAAAAAGAACUACAGACAUGUGUACAGGAUGUCGAUAAAACAAAGAAAUUAUACCACGACGAAGAACACAGCGCUCAUGACGUCCGCGACAAAGCCAAAGAUAUCGAAGAAAAGCUAAAGAAGAAAAAAGGAUCAUUUUUCCAGUCAAUAACUUCUUUGCAGAAAAAUAGCGCCAAGGUAACAUCAAAACGCGAUGCUCUGGAAGAAAAAUCAACGGGAGCGCGUAACGAUUACUUGUUGAGUCUAGCAGCCGCCAACGCCCAUCAGAAUCGCUAUUUCGCGGUCGAUCUGCAAACCACGAUGCAGUAUCUUGAGCAGAAUGUCUAUGAAAAAGUUCAAGAGUAUUUGACACUUAUGGGUCGCACUGAAUUGCUCACUUGCAUGGCUACACAAAAUAGUUUUGGGAAAAUUCGUGAUCAAGCACAACAGCUCACAAGAGAAUACAACAUCCAAUGCUGCAAUUUAUAUUACCCGGUAUUAAAACAACAUAUACAGUAUGAUUUCGAGCCUUGUGACAGUGAUCCAAUUGAUAGGGUAACUGCAGAUCAUUCGGCUGCAACAUCGCUGGGCAAAGAAGCCCGACGAUGGUCAUCAAAAAUAGCCCGGGAAGUAAGCAAUAUCCGCGAGAAUACUAGAAAAUUACAUGCAAUGCUCCAGCUCAAGGAGUCAGGACAAAAGAGUGACCCGAAUGAUCCAAAUGGUCCAGAUUUAGACACCAAAAUAGACGAAUUGAAGCACAAUAUUCGACGCGCUGAGACGGCCAAAAUGAAAGCUGAAGCUCGGAUCGAAUGUCUGCGUGCUGGCGGAGUUAAUGUCGACGAGUUCCUGCAAGAGGCUGAGACUCUGAGCGUCCAGGACAUGCCGCGUUCAGCGAGCUCUUUGUCAGUACGUACUGACGCAUCGGGAGCUGCGGAACACCCGUCCUCAGAUUCGUUCUACGACAGCGACAAUGACGCUGGUAGCGAUUUAACGACCGUCGAGAGGCCCGGCAGUGCUCGUCAAUCCAGCCAGCACGAGGAUGAGGCUUAUAAUGAACGCGAGAGGCAUGAUAGCGCUGAAGUUGAUGCUCUACUCGAAGAAGAAAAGCAACGAAUGGAGCAAACAGUAGCUGGUUGGGACGAUCCAACCCAGAUAGAUUGGGGAACUACUGACGAAAAAGGAGAAGUAGUCACCGACACAGCAGCUGAAGUAUCUGAUCAAAACGCCGGUCUACAAUUAUUCAAAUGCACUGCUCUAUAUUCUUACACUGCACAAAAUCCAGACGAGUUAUCAAUAGUCGAAAGCGAGCAAUUAGAAGUAGUAGGCGAGGGCGACGGGGAUGGCUGGCUGCGAGCCAGGAAUUACCGCGGAGAGGAAGGCUUCGUUCCGCAGAAUUACUUGGACGUUGAGCGAGAAGCUGUGGCCACAACGGGGCUGACAUCCCAGCCGGGACUGGUGACACAGAUUUCUUUCUCCUCGGUGGACUACACCAUCGACGACCAUGACGCGGUUGAUCCUGAUGCUCAUCUCCACGCGCAGCAAGAACCAGUUCCUCAGGAAGCGGAACCAGAACCACAGCAACAACAGCAACAACAACAACAACAACAACAACAACAACAACAACAACAACAGCAGCAGGAGUAUCAACAGCAAUAUGUUCCUGAAGAUCCUGGGGCUUCGUACUGCAUCGCUCUUUAUGACUACGACGCGACUUGCGAUGAAGAGCUGACUUUCAUGGAAGGAGAUGUGCUCAAAAUAAUCAAGACAGAGCCCCAUGACGUGGACGACGGCUGGUGGGAAGGAGAGCUUCAUGGUCGCAGGGGAUUGUUUCCUUCGCUGGUUGUUGAACCCUGUGCUCCUGAUGGCGCUCCGCUAACUCCUGAAGAAAGCAUGACACCCCCUAGUUCAGCUCCGCCUGUUUUUACGCCUCCAGAAGUUCCUGAAUACGCGCUUACUGAAGAACUUGCUUUAGCUUUUGCAGCAGAAGAAGAAAAGCCGCCAAUAAUAAACGGUGAAGUAGAAAACUUUUCCAUGACCAUGUCCAGAGACCAGAAAAGUCACUACGGAAGUCAAUUCGAUGAGACCGGUGCGCCUGGAAUAGUCGUCGUUCAAGUGUCGGAUGAAGGCAACAAGGAGCAGCAGGAUGAAAAGGUAAUAAAAGAUGGAGACCGGCCUAAAAUAAAACUAGAAAAAGUUGAAGACGACGGGGGCCUAGGUGUCGCGCAGAUCGUGAUUACCGCAGCGACGCCUAUGGAAGAAAUCGAGCGACCUUUUCCCGGGGAAGAAGACGAGAAGCAAGAUGAAGGUGAGGAAGAAGAAAAAAAAGCCGAAGAAAUAGUUAAGGAAGAAAUAAUUAAAGAAGAAAUAAAAGAACAAGAACACCAAGUAACUCCGCCUAAUGAAGAAGUCGAAGAAAAGUCAACCGUGGACGACUUGCCAGCUGACUCGGCGCCAUUUCCUAUAAGCAGCAGCUCUGGAAGUGAAGCUGACUCGACAUCCGGGCCUAGCACUGCUGACAAUUCAACGUCACUGCCUUCCCGAGGUACAGUUAUUGAAAUGCAAGUCGAGAACAACGAGACCAGCGACGAGCAGCCUGACAUCAUCCCCGAGAAGAUGUUGAUCGGCGGACGCGCCAGCAUACCUGAUGAGCUACAGCCGGACCAGCUGGAGAAGCUUCAGAACCUCAAGGAAUCCAAUGCCUAGGAUUGACUCUACCUCGGAGAUGAGGGUAACAAUGCCUUAACAGAAAAACUGGCUCUUCCUUACAAUCAUCAAAAUAAAUUUCAUUCCUUGAUGAAGUUUUGGAAUAAUUCUCCGGUGGUUUUCGGGAAUAAAGACUCUAAUAAAGUUUAUUUCAAUAAUGAUAAUACCAUUACCAAUAAUGAUAACAAUAUUAAUAAUAAUAAUAAUAAUAAUAAUAAUAAUAAUAAUGAGGAUGAUAUUUAAAGAAGACUACUAUAAGGAAACUAAUAAAUGCUAUUCCCCGUGUGUGUUUCGCGAGAUAAAUCCCCAAGAAAUGUUCAUUAUUUAUUAUUAAUUAUCAAAUAUUUUUAUGUUGAUAUUAUGUACACAAAUUUUUUCUAGGCAAUACUCUAGGUAACUAUUGUAACGCGUUGUGAUUUUUGCAACGUUAUCGCUAUAUAUAUAAAUAAAUAAAUAAAUAAAUAAAUAAAUAAUUAUUAUAAAUUAUAAUGAAACAAAGAACAAUAAUGUGAAAAUAUUAAAUAAUAAAUGAGAUUAAUUGUACAGUCGUAAAUAAAGAGAUUAAAAAUAUUGUCGA